UCUCCUGAAUAAGUCAUUAUUACUAUUUUGGAAUGUUCUGGUAGCAAUUAGAAAUUUGUUACAACUGUUAUUUGCUGCUGUUACAUAGGACAGAUUUCGAGAGGAAUAUUAAUAUUAACUUGAUCAAUAUAUUGUUACAUUUUACAAUAUGGACGUUUUUGGCCAAAAUAAGUCACAGAUGAACACCACCAUUCCGACUGAAAACUGGACAUCUAUAUACUCUAUAGUUCGAUGGAUACAAAUAACAAUGGCCGUCCUAAGCAUUUUAGGUGCUGGCUCCAUAAUCGUAUGUGCCUGUUUAAAAGGACUAGUAAGAAAACCAGAGGUGCUGCCGUUAUUCUUGUUAAGUGUAACAGACCUGCUGUUAGCUUUGAGUUGGAUGUGUGGAGGUCUUCUCUUCACCCAGUCCUGUAAAUCUUACGCCACCUGCUACAACCUCCACAUAGUGGAACAGAUGCUUUACAUGGCCUCGUUCUUCUACACGCUGCACUAUGUUUGGGUGCUCUACACCGGACUAAUGGGGAAGUACAAGAGACUCAACGGUUUCCCAGCCGAGAAUGCAGCAAACACAAGAAGCUGCAGAUGUCUUGGUCCUGUACUGUCAUGUCUUUUGCCUUUAAUGCUCACAGCGCCUGUGUUUGUAGCAGGAAAUGUGUUUCAGUGUUACACAAACUUCACCCAGCCCUACAGAUGUUUGCUGAUGCAUACAGGGGCUGUGUAUCUCACCUCAUCUGUAAAUACAGAAAUGACAGCAUGUAGUAUCAUUCAAGACUACUGCAUGACCAUUUUCCUUACUACCUUCCUCGUCACCUUCAUUGGCAUCACGACUCUCAUGUGUAAAGCUUGCUCCCUGUACAAGCGUGUCAUCACGUCUCAAGGUUUCUUUGGUGACAAUCAUUGGGAAACUCUGCGUCUCCUGGAACGGCGUAUGCUGCUUUAUCCCUCAGCCUUCUUCUUCUGCUGGGGACCAGCACUAAUUCUGGCCACUAUGAUGCUGGCGAAACCGGACAUAAUAGAGGGAAGGAUGGGAGUCAUUCUCUACAUCCUACAGGCCUUCACCUCUGCUUCUCAGGGUCUGUUAAACUGCCUGGUUUAUGGCUGGACACAGCAGCACUUUCGCUCUCUCAGCGGCAGCAACACCCUACGGGACGCCAAUACCCAGACUCCCCUGCUGCGCUCCCAGAAACGAAACUAUGCUGCUUUGAGAUCUGCUGCAUCACUCACCAAUUUUGUCUGACAGAGAGACACGCAAGAAUCUCUGUAAUGCAUUGAGAAAUGCAUUGCAUUGCAUUGCAUUGCUUUAAACCAAAACGACUGAGGAAUCGAACCCAUGACUUGGCUGUUGCAAGCGUCGUGCUCUACACAUCGAGCUACCGGAGCCAAUGCAGCACACACUGCUGUGUCAGAAAAACUGAAGACUGAAACGAGCAAAAUAUCUGUGUGGUCUGUCAUGCGUGAAGACCAAUGAAAGCAAACACAGCAGAAGCCGUUUGUUUUGCUGUGGUAUUACCAACACCAGAUGGCAGAAAAGGAAGUUCUGCUGAAAAGGGAGCUGAACGUUUGUUCUUCUACCUUGGUUUUGUUUUGAUUUUUCAGAUGCUGCACCUGCUGCUAGUUUAGCUGAGAAACCCACUUCAGGAAACCGUUUCAUCAUCCAGCCUCUAUAAUACUUGCUUUUGCAAUGACAUGAUCGAGACUUUCAGGUCAAGACCCACUGCUGGGCUGUCAAAAAGGGAAAGACCGAAGGGGGAUUCCGGCCAGAGGGAAAUAGCUCUGAAACAGGAUCUGAGAGGACUAUGCUGCUGCUUUCCAUCCACAAAAAAUGCGCUGAACCCAACCACACAUAGCGGGUAUCAAUUACUGCUGAAGGAGCAUGAAAUAAAUAUUUUUCUCUUAAUAAACAAUGCAACUGUGAGCAGGCUUCUCAGUGGAUAUUAUUAUUGAAGAAUACAGCUGAUGAGAAAUAUAAGUUGCAGGAAAAGUACCUUGUCAAGAUAGUAGCAAUAAACCAUAAAAUAAGCAUUUUUCUUGAAAGGAGGUCUUUACAGUCAUGGAAAACCUGGAGAUAUAAGGGAAAUAUUUAGAAACUGUGAUUUUUAGGCUUGG
Molecule: messenger RNA, 2106 nt
Organism: Sinocyclocheilus anshuiensis
Lineage: Eukaryota; Metazoa; Chordata; Actinopteri; Cypriniformes; Cyprinidae
Product: transmembrane protein 116-like
Exons: 11
Coding region: 149-1237 (362 amino acids)
Biological process (GO): adenylate cyclase-activating G protein-coupled receptor signaling pathway
Cellular component (GO): plasma membrane
Molecular function (GO): G protein-coupled receptor activity
Source: RefSeq, a predicted model, not a curated record